Messenger RNA from Ctenocephalides felis (cat flea), 501 nucleotides. Its product is annotated as homeobox protein SMOX-3-like. Gene Ontology annotation, biological process: regulation of transcription by RNA polymerase II. The coding region runs from base 1 to 501 and encodes 166 amino acids. NCBI's taxonomy places the organism in Eukaryota, Metazoa, Arthropoda, Insecta, Siphonaptera, Pulicidae. The record is from RefSeq and is a predicted model, not a curated record. The transcript has 6 exons. Gene Ontology annotation, molecular function: RNA polymerase II transcription regulatory region sequence-specific DNA binding; DNA-binding transcription factor activity, RNA polymerase II-specific.
AUGCAACAACUGGCGAAAUUAGAAAAUACUUUUUCACAAACACAUUAUCCAAGUAUAUUUACAAGAGAAGAUUUGGCAAUGAAAAUUAACUUGACCGAAGCGCGGGUUCAGGUAUGGUUCCAAAAUCGUCGUGCCAAGUGGCGUAAAGCAGCACGACUUAGAAGUGACUUUAAUUUAAAGAAAAAUGAAGAGAUAGAAAUAUGCGAAGUUCAGUCUAACGAUGGAGAACAAGACAAUAUAAAUGAGGCAACAAAAAUUAGUAAAAUCGGUACUGAUACUACUUCUGAUGAAAUGAAAGUGGAUAAACUUGAAAGAAAAUCAGAAAGUUUUCAAGAAGCAAAGCAAAAUAGUGACGAUAUUAAAAUGAAAGAACACCAACAAAUUAUUUCUGAAUUAAAAGCAGAUUGUGACGUUAAAGCUUUGUCCAGCAAUCUCAAUACCAGAUGUUCAAUAACUAAUGAAAUUCUUCAGAACACCAUGACCAAUAAUAUCAGUAAGUAA